ACUUUACUUGGGAGGAGUGGCAGCAGCUGGACUCUGCUCAAAGAAACCUGUACAGGGAUGUGAUGCUAGAGAACUAUAGCAACCUUGUGUCAGUGGGGUAUCCAUCUCUGAAGUCAGAUAAAAUCUUGUUAAAGCAAGGAGAACCAUGGACGGAGGAAGGAGAAAUCUCAAAUUGGGCUUAUCCAGACUUUGAAAUUAGACCUAAAAUGAAAGAAUUAACUCCACAGAAGAGCAUUCCUGAAGAAGUGAUAUUUCAUAAUGUGAUAGUAUACUCAAGUUUUGAAGACUGGAAACUUGGAGGUAAGAUAAAUCACCGAGAAAACCAAGACAAGUUUUUGAAUCAAGUUUCACGCAUUAACAGUGUGUCAGUGACAAAGGGAAUAGACCAUGAAUGUAAUACACUGGAGAAAGUAUUUCACAUGAACUCAACAUCUAAUGAACAUAUCAGAGCCUUCAUGCAGAAGUCACACUUCUUUGCACAACCAAAAAAUCUAACCAGUGAGAAAUCAUAUAAAUGUAUUCAGUGUGGAAAAGCCUUCAGUGGAAAGUCAGGGCUCAUUGUACAUCAGAGAAUUCAUACUGGGGAGAAACCAUUCAAAUGCAAUGAAUGUGGAAAAGCCUUUAUUCAGAAGUCACAACUCACUGUACAUCGGAGAACUCAUACAGGAGAGAAACCCUAUGAAUGUAGUGAAUGUGGGAAAGCAUUCAUCCAGAAGUCAAACCUCAUUAUUCAUCAGAGGAUUCACACAGGGGAGAAACCUUUUGAAUGCAAUGAAUGUGAGAAAGCUUUUAUCAAAAAGUCAACACUUACUGUACAUCAAAGAGCUCAUACUGGGGAGAAACCAUAUGAAUGCACUGAAUGUGGUAAAGCUUUCAUAUGGCGAUCACAGCUCAUUGUACAUCAGAGAAUUCAUACAGGGGAGAAACCCCAUGGAUGUAAUGAGUGUGGAAAAGCCUUCAACAGGAAGUCAGAACUAAGAGUACAUCACAGAAUUCAUACUGGGGAGAAACCCUUUGAAUGUUAUGAAUGUAAAAAAGCCUUCAUUCAGAAGUCAGACCUCAUUGUACAUCAGAGAACUCACACUGGGGACAAAAGGUAUCAGUGCAAUGAAUGUGGGAAAGCCUUCAUACGGAGUUCACAGUUUAUUGAACAUCAGAGAAUUCAUACUGGGGAGAAACCCUAUGAAUGCAGCGAAUGCAGAAAAGCCUUUAUCCAAAAAUCACAACUCAUUGUGCAUCAGAGAAUCCAUACUGGGAUGAAACCAUAUGAGUGCACUGAGUGUGGAAAAGCCUUUAGCAAGAAGUCACACCUCACUGUACAUCAUAGAAUACACACUGGAGAAAAACCUUAUGAAUGCAGUGAAUGUAGAAAAGCUUUCAGCAAGAAAUCUACUCUCAUUUUUCAUCAGAGAAUUCAUGUUGAAUAGAAACCAUUUUAAUUGAAUGAUAAAACUUUAAUUCAGUAAUCAAAAUUUUAUUGCACAUCAUAGAAUUUACAUAGGCUAGAAAUUAUAUGAAUUUACUAAACAUGAGAAACCUUCAAUAAUACUUCCAGGACUAUUAAGCACUAGAAAAUUCAUACUAACAAGCAAGUUUGAAAAAUCAUGUUUCCA
Messenger RNA from Pteropus alecto (black flying fox), 1613 nucleotides. RefSeq names its product zinc finger protein 300-like. NCBI's taxonomy places the organism in Eukaryota, Metazoa, Chordata, Mammalia, Chiroptera, Pteropodidae. The transcript is spliced from 3 exons. The coding region runs from base 63 to 1427 and encodes 454 amino acids. The record is from RefSeq and is a predicted model, not a curated record.